Molecule: messenger RNA, 411 nt
Organism: Fraxinus pennsylvanica
Lineage: Eukaryota; Viridiplantae; Streptophyta; Magnoliopsida; Lamiales; Oleaceae
Source: the annotation of a GenBank genome assembly
AUGCUUGAAUUCCAAACAAAAGCAUUGGGUUCAUUCCAACACUUAAGCAAAGAAACAGAGCUAUCAACAUCGUUCAAUUCAACAUAUAAAGAUAUGAACUUUGAAACUAUUGAAAGAGCCAGCGACGUCGUGCAACUUUACAAGACAGUCUUUGGAGCUGAGGAGCUGAGCCGCGUCAUGCACAUCAAAAGGAAGGCUGAUCACGAGAUUUCGGGUAAUUUCCUCACCGGAGACUGUGGCGGCUUGCUUGGAUGCAAAGAGUUAGGUGCACCUCCGACGACUUUUGCCAAAUACGAGCUGAACAGUUGGGCCAAUAAGGACUAUUACGAUAUCUUUCCUGAACUCAAGAUCAAAUCUGCUAUUGUUGUUGUAUUGGACCCCAUUGAUGACGACUCUGCUAAACUUGAUUAA